Molecule: messenger RNA, 420 nt
Organism: Nematocida ausubeli
Lineage: Eukaryota; Fungi; Microsporidia
Product: histone H3
Exons: 1
Coding region: 1-420 (139 amino acids)
Cellular component (GO): nucleosome
Molecular function (GO): protein heterodimerization activity; structural constituent of chromatin; DNA binding
Source: RefSeq, a predicted model, not a curated record
AUGGCGAGAACAAAGCAGACAGCAAGAAAAAGCACUGGAGGAAAAGCACCAAGAAAACAGCUGGCAACUAAAGCAGCAAAGAAGAGCACAACACCCGCAGUAGGUGGAAGCAUUAAAAGGCCCCACAGGUACAGAGCCGGAACAGUAGCCCUUAAAGAAAUCCGAAGGUACCAAAAAACCACUGAGCUUCUCAUAAGAAAGCAACCUUUCCAGAGAAUGGUAAGAGGUAUAUGCCAAGACUUUAAGUCAGAUUCAAGAUUCCAAGGAAGCGCACUUGCAUCUUUACAAGAGGCAACAGAGGCAUUCAUUAUCGGACUGUUUGAAGAUGCCAAUGACUGUGCUAUCCACGGCAGAAGAGUUACUGUAAUGCCUAGGGACAUACAAUUGGCUAUGAAAAUCCGAGGAAGAUACAGACCUUAA